AUGGAUGAUAUAUGUGGAAAAUUUGUUGUUUUGAGGAAUUAUUUACCCGAUGAAUUAGACGGGCACGCAACACUUGAACUAAAAGAUAUUACUAAUUUCAAAGAUUACUGCCCUAAAGAAGACUGCGAUACUGAACUAGAAAAAAAUACGAUUGGAUUUUUAUGGUUACUUGGACACUGUUUUUAUGCAUUAAAAAAUAAAAGUAAUAUUGAUACUAAUGCAUUUUUUAUAUAUAUUAUUUCAUGGAUUAGUUACAAAUUAAAGCAAUCCACAAAUGAGAAUUUCACCACAAUAAAAGAUUUUUUUACUAAUAGUGUAAUUGAUAAUGUUAAGUAUAGUAAAUUUACAAGUCAAGCCUUUAAAAUUUCAGAUCUUGACGAAUACAUGAAGAAACGAAAUGAUUUGAUGAAUAUUAAUAUUGAAGAUAUGUCUAAAUUAUAUGAUGCAUUUAAAUUAUUAUGUAAUAUGUAUAGUGAAGUUGCAACGAAUAAAGAUGACAACACACUAUUAGAUAAUGCUAAUCGUUUUGUUCAAAAAUAUACAGAGCUCACCAAUUAUAAUAUUGAAGAUACCCCACGUAGUCAAAUAUUGUCUACUUUAUUAACUGAUUAUAAUAAUUUAAAAAUUAAAUGUAAAGAUUGUACAUUCCUUCCAGAUAUAACAAACAUUUCUGCACUAGCAUCUGUAGAUACAUCAUCAAGUUCGUCGAUAGGAAAAAGAUUAUUUGCAGUUUUAUCGAUAUUUGGUGCAAUAGCAUUUUUUUUAGGAAUAUCUUAUAAGUAUUCGUUAUUUGGAUUUCGUAAACGAGCUCAAAAACAAUAUUUAAGAGAAAAAAUAAAAAAAAUAAAGAAGAAAAUGAAUCAUUAA
Molecule: messenger RNA, 867 nt
Organism: Plasmodium yoelii
Lineage: Eukaryota; Apicomplexa; Aconoidasida; Haemosporida; Plasmodiidae
Exons: 3
Coding region: 1-867 (288 amino acids)
Source: RefSeq, a predicted model, not a curated record